Lymnaea stagnalis (great pond snail) is the source of this 14480-nucleotide messenger RNA. The record is from the annotation of a GenBank genome assembly. Lineage: Eukaryota; Metazoa; Mollusca; Gastropoda; Lymnaeidae.
AAACUGGGUGACAGUGGCGAACCAAAUGUCUCCAAUAGUCAACACUUGAAUUUACGUACUGCUGUGGCACGGAGGCACCCGUCACGUAAUGAGUGAAACAGAGGCCACGUAAUAAGGUAAUUAUAAAUAUCAAACGGCAAUGUUCCUAACUGUUUCUAGUUGUGCUAACCAGAAAACAAGAUACUUUACGACACGAUGAACACCAAAUGAGUAUACUGAACCAGGUAGCAUGAAGUGUAAGAGUGUAUCCGGGUUAAUGGAGCACAUCUCAGUCAAUGGUAUUCCUUUGGGGUUUAAAUUUUAAAUACAAAUUUACUUCAGAGAUAUUUAAAGGCACCAGGUGCAGAGGUUUAAAUGGUUUCAUUCCGUAAUGGCUUUUAGGAUAAUCAUCUGCCUACAGAGUUUAUUACAAUGAUUUUGGUUGUCAUUCUAUGGGAAAUUAGACAAUUUUGUUCUCGUUAAGUCAAUUCAGUUCCGCGUGUCCGCCAUUUUGUUUAUACCCGGAAGUGUGUAUGUAUACUAUAAAAGAAACUAAUAAGGAAAUGUAUUUCUUUAAAAGAAACGAAAUUCUUUGAGACACCAUAACUCGGCUAAGGUGUUCUCAUUUACGUCCAAUAUACAAUCACACCUUGUGUUUGACAAAUAACCCUGCCAUGGAAAAGUAUACCGUUAAGUGUACAGCAUUGGGAAAGUACAUGAUGGAGGCACAUAUCUUCUAAUGUACAGUACCUACGAAAAAUCAUGACUUUACACUGGAACUGCUAACACCGUGAAAUAUGACAGCAGUCUAUUUUUUUUUUCAUUUUAAUGAGAUCUCCCUCUAAACUUUCUAAGACAUUACGGCGAUGCUUUUCGACGAUGUUAAGAUUGACAUUUUAAAUCACAAUUCUCUCUUUACCGUUCAUAAUAUAUAUAUAAUGUAUAUAUAUAUAUAUAUAUAUAUAUAUAUAUAUAUAUAUAUGUGUGUGUGUGUGUGUGUAUUAGUGUGUGUGUUUGAGAUUAAAUUGUAAGGCAGCCUUGUUAAGACACUAAUUCAUUGUUGUGGCUCGAUACAGAUCCCGGCUCGUCUUACGUACCGUAGUGAAAAUCGCAUGUGUUUUCACAGGUUAAUACGCCCACACACACACAACCAAGUGAUGUUGGCGGCAAAUGCAAGCCUAGCUGCAGUUUAUAGUUUACUUACGUCUUCAUUCAGUCUGGUUUUGUGAAGACGUCAUGCGUGUAAAUACAGACAGAAUGUGAAUCACAGAUACAGGAAAUCGCUGUGUAGAUUUCCACCUAUAGGCUCACUAUAGACACGAAGUAUUUAAUCGGCUGGAUCUUAUAACCUGUGUCACGUUCACUGGUGUACAAAAGGGAAUAAAUUACAGAGUAUUUAAUUCAAUUACGAUUACGAAAAGUUAAAGCGGUUGAGUUGUUUUUGUUUUUUUCUUUUACGACAAUACACGUAUUUUAAAAACUACAAAUGUUUAAGUGUUAGAAUUUUUUAAAAUUAAAAAAAAAGUGUCUUACAUUAAGCGGAAAUUUGACUGGGCAGGGUGUGGGCUGAAAUGUUUGAUAACUGUUGCUCCCAGAGCUAAAAAACCAUGGAUGAUUAAUGAAAACCCUUAAAGUCUAUGUUAGCCAGUGGGCAGCUCUGGUUCGAUGAUACCACACAAAUGGUGCGAUGGUACCACACCACACACUCACAAGCAGUGUUGACUUUAGGUAACUUCAAUAGUGGCGGACGCAAGGAGGGGAUUCAUUUCUUAGGGGCGGAAAUAUGAAGGGGAAAAAAAGACAAUUUUGAAGAAUUAGUGAAGUUAUAAUUAUUACUAUUAUGAUUGGAGUUUUUAUAUAGCGUGGUACCCCAGCCUAGGGCUGGGCCCACCACGUUGCACAUACAAUUUAACUAACUUGAUCAUGAACUUAAAAAUUAACAUACAUUAAUUAAAUAAAACAAACAAUAUAUAUAUUUACUCCACACAUUUACUCCAAAGCUAUUUACAUAUGAAGCCAUUGACGUAUAGUGGUCAGAUGGGGGGGGGGGGGGGGGAAUCAGUCAGGAUAGUAGAGAUUAAAUAGAUGUGUUUUGAAUGCAGUUUUGAAGGCUGUGAUGGUCGGUAUAUUGUGGAUGUGUAGUGGAAGAGAAAUCCGUUGUUUGGGGGCACAGAAAGAGAAAGAUCGUUCACCGUAUGUUUUUGUUCGAGUCUUGGGGACAGAAAGAAUAUGCGCGUCUGCGGUGGAGCGAAGCUGUCGGAGGGGUGAAUAGAAAGAGAGAAGUUCGUUUAGUUAGGAAGGGCAGGAAUUCGAGACAAAGUUGUGGCGGAGAACAUAGAUUUUAUAGUCAAUCCGUGUUUCUUUAAACCAGAUAAGCUUCUUAUUAACCCACAAAAGAACGCUACAAUUCAUUCUAUGAACCAGAUUUUAUACACAGCUAAGCACUCAGUUAAUGGUCGAUUUUUUAAAGUUAUCAACUCACAGUGAAUUUAUUUAAAAUUUGUGUACGAUGUGUUAAAAAUUAGAGACAGAUGAUAAAAAGAAGAAUGCGUGGUCUUAGCAUCUGAAAAAAAAAUUAAAUUCAGCUGCACCGGCUUAGAAAGAGGAGAGGGCAGUAGGCGGGGAGGGGGUGUCAGGUCAGCACUAGGUUCACCCAAGUUGGCACUUCUUUACUAUGACACUUUCGGUCCGCUGAACAGAAAAGAAAUUAACUUUGUUAUAUUAAAAGAGGCAAAAAAAUAUUUUAUUUCACAAUGAUUGACAUACAAAAAUCAAACAUUGAAACUAGGAAAAUUUGGUCCGAAUUCUACAUUUCUCUUGAUAUUCAGACACAGAAAUUUGGUCCAAAUUCUACAUUUCUCUUGAUAUUCAGACACAGAAAUUUGGUCCAAAUUCUACAUUUCUCUUGAUAUUCAGACGCAGAAAUUUGGUCCAAAUUCUACAUUUCUCUUGAUAUUCAUACGCAGAAAUUUGGUCCAAAUUCUACAUUUCUCUUGAUAUUCAGACACAGAAAUUUGGUCCAAAUUCUACAUUUCUCUUGAUAUUCAGACACAGAAAUUUGGUCCAAAUUCUACAUUUCUCUUGAUAUUCAGACACAGAAAUUUGGUCCAAAUUCUACAUUUCUCUUGAUAUUCAGACACAGAAAUUUGGUCCAAAUUCCACAUUUCUCUUGAUAUUCAGACACAGAAAUUUGGUCCAAAUUCUACAUUUCUCUUGAUAUUCAGACACAGAAAUUUGGUCCAAAUUCCACAUUUCUCUUGAUAUUCAGACACAGUUAGAAAGAAAUAUGAGAGGAAAUUAUUGCGCGAGGGUAAAAAUAAACUUUGACUUUUAACAAAGGCGCUAGCCAUCAAAAGGCGGCAUCAGAGGGAGGUGCUCUUACAUCAGAGAUACUUUCGUCAUAUUUUCGGAAAUCGGCCCUAAUCCCAAAACAAACUUGUGGAUACCUUCCAAGACACCACCCAUUCCACGUAACCGGAUACCACUGAGAAUUACAUUUUUUGUUUACUUUGACGCAUCUUACCUUAGAUUUUCGAUAUGAGGGGGGGGGGAGGGGGGUGGGGCAUGUAUUUGUGAAGACUCAUGAAAACAUUUUAACGGUCAUAAAUAUGAAUUCUGGGACUCAUCGUCCCUACUAACCCUUUUGAGUUACGCCAAUGUUCAAAGUACAUAUAUUCGUAAUGUGACUUAUUCGUGGGGUCACUGGGCGGCAAAAAAUCUUGUCCCCGCCCCUCCCCAAAUCAAAGCGGCACUUACCCUGGCUACGUAAUUGUUCAGCAGAUAUUAUUGCAUUAGAACUGUUUGAAUAGCUAUUUUCCUUAACAAGAAACGUGACAGAAAAGUCAAGUCCCAUAAUGUAUUAUAGACCAUAUAUCUUGACUUGAUUGCUCUCUUUCCGAAUGGGUACGUUGCAAUCCGAUUUUUUGCUAAUAGUCCCAAUAGCAGUCGCGAAUGCUGACAGAACCCUCUCGAAGCUCAAACUCAUAAGUGAGACAUCUUCGCUCUACCACGUCUCAAGAUUGCUAAGUUGGCUUGGCUGCAGUCUCCACAGAACGAGCGAUUGCUGAAGAGAUGGAUAUGAUCGAAACAAUUCAGGAUUUUGCUCUUGUCGGCGCAGGAAAAGUAUGAUGUUAUGUAUCGGUAGUGCAACACCAGUAACUUUUCCUUUGUUACGUUCAACCAUAGAGCUCGUGUUAUUUUGGACAGUACCAAUCAGCCGCAGUCGCUCCAUUAUAGCAGCAUGCCAAUUGAAAUUGCAAUCCCAAAACAGCACUAAAAAUGUGCACGCUAAGCCUGAAAGACAAGUACAGACUUUCCCCCACCUCUGUGUCUGGCGACAUACGUGUAUAUUUAUUGAUCCAUGUCUUGCGUGCGUAUAUAUCUAUUCAUUUGUAUAAGCAGCUCUUUAGAACGAUCUUACCGAGUGAAUUUCAUAACACACUUGGCAGGCCAAGAUAUUUGACGUUUCACUUAUUCGGAAAAAAACUAGGCUAGUUGUCCGAAAAUGCUGCCCUGAAUACAAAGAAGCUAGUGCCAUCCGUGGUGGAAUACCCCAUCUAACCCCCCCCUUUCUACGCCACUACACACACAAACACAUAUAGAGAACCUUGACCAGUCCAAGUUCUACUUCCGCUCUCUAACUCGUUUGUCUGGAUGAUAACCAUUGCUUCCAAAUGUCACUCGCACGGCACCAAUCAGGUGACAAAACGUCAAUGGUCAGUCCUACACUUUUAUGUAUCUGCCACAGUGCUUCACUUUCACUCGUCCGUUACUCAGCUCUGACUGUCACGGCACGUAUCGCUCUAGUGUCCUCGUGGGGCCCUCAACUGUGCUGCCGCUGCUCUCCCACUGUGUUCUCCCCGACUGUCCUCUACUCCUGUCUGGCUGAGUUCUCCCCUAAUCCCUUUCAACUCCUAUGCUCUACUGGCUUGAUUAAUUCUUCAAGUUCUCUCACACGAUGAAUACAUCGUACUAUUCUUACUAUCACUGAAUAAACUCAAGACCUUGUCAUAAUAAUUAAAACUUUAAUAUCUAGGUAUUUACUAUACACAUAAACACAUGGAUGUAGCGCAGCUCGCUAUCAGACAUAAAUAAUACACAUCCUACUUCUACAAAGUUCCAUUCACGACUGCCCCACGACUAAAACUUACGUCACAACACUGUCUAGACAAUACCUCACAAUCCGCAUAAAAAUACGUCACAGAGUCAAGCGCGGGAAGCGCGUUCACUAUCCAAUAAAACUCUCAAACACACACCGCGCGUAAUGAAACAUAAUACCCAGUCGCAACAAUUACUAAUGAACUCCCAUAAAGUCCCCAUGAAAGGUCCCCUUUCAUACUUACCAGAAUUUGUCUUGGCAUCUCUGAAGAUGUCUUCCCAGGACUAUCUAUUUCUACAUCCGUGCUGCCAAAUGUUUCUACAUCGGUGUUAAUAUUAGAUCACUGGCUUCAGCAACUAUACCCUGUCCGCGGUGCCAGAGAUUGUUCCGAGCACGGACUAGCAAGCCACCUAUGAGUUCACCGUAACCCACCCUCCCCCUAACCGGAUGACUCGAUGGUCGUGGUUGAUUUCGACGGACGAACAACAUCUUUGCAACCAACCGUUUCUACAUCUGUGCUACCAACUAUGUCUACAUAUGUGUACAACCCUGUACAAUGGAAACGUCACGCUUCCCUCGGUCUCAAUGGACAUUUCUCAUUAACUAGCAACCCGACCUUGCAUUCCAAUGUCGUGAUUUAUAACUACUGUCAUCGUCCCGGUGGUACUGGCUUCGUCCCGGUGGUACUGGCUUCGUCCCGGUGGUACUGGCUUCGUCCCGGUGGUACUGGCUUCGUCCCGGUGGUACUGGCUUCGUCCCGGUGGUACUGGCUUCGUCCCGGUGCAAUCUUACACCCUACGACGAAUGGCCAGUCUUCGCACAUGUGGGAUUUCUCCCCACCCUUGCAUUACCCAGGUGUUAAGUAGACGACGUGUUUAUGUCCCCGUGUUUCCCCGUGCUGUUAACUCUAACAGACAAAAAAAAACCUCAAAAUCGCAUUUAAGGUGUGGCUUUAAGCUAAAAAUAGUCUCUUGGUCUUGUUUACUACCAACUAAAUAAAAUCAAUGGUCUGUUUAUUCUUGGAACCUUGUGGAAUUAUGUGGAAUUUGCGAGAGCUGCGCUACAUUCAUAGUUUGCUUCUACACAAACUUCAGAUAUAAUAUGGGAUCCAAGGCACCACUAAAACAUGGAUCUCUAGCUUAAUCAGCCAUCGAUGCCUAGCAGUAGUGGUGGACGGUACAAGCUCCUCCUUUGUCGAUGUGAGGUCAGGGAUCCCCCAGGGAUCAGUGUUAGGCCCUUGUUUUUUCCUAGCAUACAUUAAUGACCUACCCAAGAAACUGACAUUCCAAGCAAGACUGUUCACAGAUGACACCGCUGUAUAUAGGACGAUCAUCAGCAGAUCUGACCAGGACCAGCUACAACAGAAUCUCAAUCGGUUAGCUGAGUGGGAGAUGAGCUGGGACAUGGAAUUUCACCCUGCCAAGUGCCAGACACUAUCAGUCUCUAGAAGUUGUACUCCUCUACACUACCAAUACGAACUGCAUGGUCAUAUACUUGAGCCAGUUUCCUCCGUAAAGUACCUGAGGGUUACCAUUCAAAGAGAGGUCCACUGGGACGAGCAUAUUAACAAUGUGUGUAACCAGGCAAACAAGACCCUGUGGUUUUUAAGGCGUAAUCUAAAGAUUGGUUACUCCUGUGUGAAAGAAAAAGCAUACAAAACCUUUGUCGGUCCGGUUUUAGAUUAUGCAUCUUCAGUCUGGGACCCAUUUACCCAGAAGAGCAUUGAUUGGAUGGAAAACCUCUAGUGUUGGCAGCAUGCUGGAAACAUUGAGCUGGUCACCAUUGGAGGAACGACGACGGCUAUCCAGGCUCUCCAUAUUGUACUAAAUAAGUAAUGGGCUGGUCCACUGUUCAAGUAUUAAACAGAAACUCGUCCCUCUCCCCCACAGACAGUGUCGAGGCCAUGACAGGUAAUUCCGGCUCAUGCCAGAAAAAACAAGUAUAGGAACUGCUCAUUCCUGGCAAAGACAAUCAAGGGCUGGAACAAGCUUUCAAAGGGAACAGUUGAGGCGACAACCUUAUACACGUUUGCGUCUAUUGCCUCAAGCCUUCCAACCUCCAGUGCACGCUUCCCUCACAAAGUAGCACUUGCAAUCAGUGAAAUAUCCUUAUCAACACCAGGCACCGAAACAUUGCAAAUUCCCACUACAUGCAUAGGAGCAAGAAGAGGAAGAGACGAUUAGAAUGCGAGAUCCUUGUCGAGAAAUAUAAGAAACAUGCCAUACCAAUAUAUAAAGCCGGGGAAUUGAAAGACUGAGGAGGGUUAGCAUUUAUUUUAUGGGAUCCAAGGCACCACUAAAACAUGGACCUCUAGCAUUUAUUUUACUAUGCGGGACGAUAGGCUAGAAUUAUUUUUAGAGUGUGUUAUUCUUGAUAGAGCAGUGUUUAUUUAUAAGUGUGAAUUCAUAUUCAUCGUUGUACCUUAUUUUUGGCACAGUGUAAUUUUCAUCAACUUUUGUACCAGUACAAGAAAUACAAUAUUUCUUUUAUUUUGUAAUUUAUUAGUAACUUAAUAAAAAUUAUUAAUUGUAGUUAGCACUAUUUUGAGUGUCGUAUUCUUUUGCUAUUGUAUUUCCCAUAUGGUAUCGUCUUUUGUUAUGCACUGUUUAGAGCGACCCAUAAACUUAACAUAAGAGAUUAAUUUAUCCCAAAAGACAGCAGUGCGUAACACCAAGCCUAGACCCUCCACACAAUACACACGCACACACUCACGCCCGCACACACUGUACCAAAUGUAGAUGUUGGGGUUUCCCAUCAUUCCGGGUGCUCUAUUACGCUAUGUCAAUUUAGAUUACUUGAUGCCCAAAACAUUGAUCAUUGCAGCGUGCUAAAUAAAAACAUUACAGCAACUUCUAUUUCAAAGGACUGUACUCAAAUUAUAGUUUAAUAAUGGCAGACCUGUUUACCCUUACGCUUUCGCCGUAAUAACUACGUAUUUAAGCCUUAGACUACGGCACUGAGACGAGCCUUAAAAAAAAACUACUGUUUAGUAAGUUUUUUCAUUUGUUUUGUUUAUUUUCAAUGUAAAAAAUGAAUCAUUGGGUUAUGUUCAAUAAAAAUAAAGAGAUCGUAUUUUUUUUGUGUUAACACCGUAUACAAUCCAAUAAAACAAAUCCUUCAACAAAGUGGAUUUCCUGACACAACUUGUAUUUUGAGUCUAUCCUCCCGCUAAUCACCAAACUACUCUUUGAAGUUUGAAACUACGUAUCUGACACCUGAAAACUACGCUGACACUAAUCCGGGGGGUAAACCGGUCUGUAAUGUGCUGAGCGGAUUUUAGGUUCGUUUAUCCCCCUUUGCACAAGGCGAGCUCUUUAAAAUUAAAUGACAUCUCAACAACUGAGGCAUUUUGAUUCGUAGCAAUCCUUUUACUUAGAAUUCUAUUGCACUGGUCUCGCCGUUGUUUUAGUUUAUUGUUCUGUUACUGGUUUUUUUUUAAAUUAUACUCUAUUUCUUUUUUUUUUAAUCCUUUAAAUUAACUUCACUUUUGUUAGUGGAUGGCUGGCUGGAUGGCAAAUGACCCGAUUGCCGUCAACCUAUCGAGCUGAAACUUGCCACAUAUGCUCGUUUCCGAUGACAACAUAUUCUUUCAAAUUUUGAACACACCCUACCCCUCACUGUUCGACGUUACAUUACAUAUAGGAUUUUUUAGAAAAAAUUUGUUGAUAAGAGGGGGGGGGGGGGUUUGUUUUUUUUUUUUUUUAUUUAAAUUAACUUCACUUUUGUUAGUGGAUGGCUGGCUGGAUGGCAAAUGACCCGAUUGCCGUCAACCUAUCGAGCUGAAACUUGCCACAUAUGCUCGUUUCCGAUGACAACACAUUCUUUCAAAUUUUGAACACACCCUACCCCUCACUGUUCGACGUUACAUUACAUAUAGGAUUUUUUAGAAAAAAUUUGUUGAUAAGAGGGGGGGGGGGGUGUUGUGUUUUUUUUUUUUUGUUGCUAACUUCCAUGAAAUUUUUUUUUAACAAAAUGUCAAAUGUGUUGACUAAUAAUUUGACGUUAAACUUGAAUUUGGAUUCAGUUUUUUUUUUCCUCUUUCAUAUUUCAGACGAAGACUCAGUUCUAAAACACAGUCUUUAAAUUAACACACACAAAAAGUGAUUAACUACUUGCUAAAUUCGAGUUUAAAAAAAAAAAUCUAAAAAUGGUCCAGUUGGUGCGAUCCACACUUCUGAUCAUCAUAUUUAGUGCGACGACCGUAUGUCAACUUUCAGAGGCGCAGUGCACACGUGGGACAUUAAAAGGUGUCGGCAGCGGCAACUGCACCAAGUGCCCGGAAAAUACUUUCAUGGAUGUAGACAAUCACACACACACGGAAUGUAAAAAGUGCAGAACGACACUUGAAAACCACGAAGGGAACAUUGAUGUACGUCGCGAGUGCAACGCAACGCACGAUUUAUUUUUGAACUGUUCUCAGAACCAUUUCGUCCAGGUAGAGGACCGGAGGCAAAACGUAGUUGAAUGUUCUGAAUGCCGAGUCUGUUCGAAUGGGGAAAAGUUUGAAAUAUUGCCAUGUAACGACAUCAACGACACGUUCUGCUGUGCGAGCGCCGACAUGGUGGCCGAGCCCAACAAGGAUGGACUAUACGAAUGCGCAUCCAGGCCCUCCACAACAUCUUCCACAACAAUCACAACAACUGUAGGUGAGACACAAUUUGAUUUUUAAAAAAAGUAUGAAUCCUAAUCUUAAUAGUUAAAGGCUUGAUGAUUUUUACAGUUGUCACAAAUCUUAGCGUGCUACAUAAUUAUUUUCACCUGAUAGUUCAUUCAUCUUUAGAGUUCUUGGCAAUUGAUGCAAUUUUCUUGACACUGCUUGGUAUUUCGUUAAAUUGUAUAGAAACUGUCAAGUGAAUUUAUAAUAAUUUUUUGGCCCUCCAUGGUAUCUUUCCCUGAGCAUAAUUUCUGUUUAUGUGCGUUGAAGCUGUCAUUGCUCAAUUACAGAAAACAAAAUUCAUGUGGGUGUCACAUUUUGUCUUCAAAUGGUUAGCCUUUUAAUGAUUCACUGAUUUGCUUAUUAACUUAAGACCAAAAUGCAUAUGUGAUAUAGUUUCAUUAACAUUUUAAACAUUGAUAGUUUUUUUUUUCAUUUUGAGGUAUCCAUUUCCCAUUUGUGAAUGAAUGUAAAUGAUGAAAUUUUAGCCUGGAAAAGGUUAGGUUAUCAUUGAUAUAGAAAGUAAAAAAUAAAAAGUUCUAUAUUUUUAUGGAGCUAGCCUCUCUGCCGAACCGUUAAUGUAUCUACGUCUUAAAUGAAUAUAUAUAUAUAUAUAUCUGNUCAUUUCAAAAACACGCUUCAUCCCCAAAGGCUCGAAGCGCGGUACAAAGUCAACGAAAUACAAAUCUAUAAUUUACCACAUUUAAAACAAACGCAACACUCCAAAAACUAAUUACUAGCAUACAAUUGCAAAGUCUUUCUAGCCAUUUCAACCAUAUAUAUAUAUAUAAGGUACAUCAGCGCAAGUGCGUAGCUAGGGUUAGUGCCACCCGGGGCAAGUCAAGAUUUUUGCAAACGACAUUUAACAACAGAAAAAACGGUAUGGAAAUAAAAUAAAAAAUUGCACUUAGAUUAGAAGUCGUGGGCAACAAAAGAAAUGUGACAGAAAGUAAGUGAGUGACAGAUUAAAUAGGGAAGAGCGAAAUAAAAGGAGAAGUAAGUUAUAACGAUGAAUAGGAAUUCACACUUAUAAAUAAACACAUCUCUAUCUAAUCGUCUCUUCCUCUUCUUCAAUUUAUUGAUAUUUUUUGCUCCUAUGCAUGUAGAGGGAAUUUGGAAUGUUUCUGUGCCUGGUGUUGAUGAGGAUAUUUCACUGAUUGCAAGUGCUACUUUGUGAGGGAAGCGUGCACUGGAGGUUGGAAGGCUUGAGGCAAUAGACGCAAACGUGUCUAAGGUUGUCGCCUCAACCGUUCCUUUUGAAAGCUUGUUCCAGCCCUUGAUUGUCUUUGGCAGGAAUGAGCAGUUCCUAUACUUGUUUUUCUGAUAUGAGCCCGAAUUGCCUGUCAUUGCCUCAUCGCUGUCUAUGGGGGAUUGGGGCGAGUUUCUGUUUAAUACUUGAACAGUGGACCAGCCCGAUAUUUAUUUUGUACAAUUUGGAGAGCCUGGAUAGGCGUCGCCGUUCCUUCAAUGGUGACCAGCCCAGUGUUUCCAGCAUACUGCCAACACUAGAGGUUUUCCUGUAGCGGUGUCAGGACAAAGCGUGCUGCCCGUCGCUGGACCGCCUCCAUCCUGUCAAUGCUCUUCUGGGUAAAUGGAUCCCAGACUGAAGAUGCAUAAUCUAAAAUCGGACCGACAAUGGUGUUAUAUGCUUUUUCUUUCACACAGGAGUUGCCAAUCUUUAGAUUACGCCUUAAGAACCAGAGGGUCUAGUUUGCCUGGUUACACACAUUGUUAAUAUGCUCGUCCCAGCGGACCUCUCUUUGAAUGGUAACACCCAGGUACUUGACGGAGGAAAUUUGCUCAAGAAUAUGGCCGUGCAGUUCGUAUUGGUAGUGUAGAGGAGUACAACUUCUAGAGACUGAUAGUGUCUGGCACUUGGCAGGGUGAAAUUCCAUGUCCCAGCUCAUCUCCCACUCAGCUAACCGAUUGAGAUUCUGUUGUAACUGGUCCUGGUCAGAUCUGUUUUAACGAUCGUCCUAUAUAAAGCGGUGUCAUCUUGCUUGGAAUGUCAGUUUCUUGGGUAGGUCAUUAAUGUAUGCUAGGAACAAACAGGGGCCUAGCACUGAUCCCUGGGGGAUCCCUGACUUCACACCGACAAAUGAGUAGCUUGUACCGUCCACCACUACUGCUUGGAAUCGGUUGCUGAGGAAGCUAGAGAUCCAUGUUUUAGUGGUGCCUUGGAUCCCAUAUUAUAUCUGAAGUUUGUGUAGAAGCAAACUAUGAAUGUAGCGCAGCUCUCACACAUUCCAUAUAAUUCCACAAGGUUCCAAGAAUAAACAGGCCAUUGAUUCUAUUUAGUUGGUAGUAAACAAGGCCAAGAGACUAUUUUUAGCUAGCCACACCUUAAAUGCGAUUUUGAGUUUGUUUCUUGUCUGUUAGAGUUAACAGCACGGGGAAACACGGGGACAUAUACACGUCGUCUACUUAACACCUGGGUAAUGCAAGGGUGGGGAGAAAUCCCACAUGUGCGAAGAGAUUAAAUUCGGAAGAGCGAAAUAAAAGAGGAGAAGUAAGGAAAUCAAAAUGCCACCAUAAAGACAAUUUUGAGGAUUUGAGAGCUAAGAGACCUUCAGUGGAAGUGUAUAGAGAGCUUACAUCCAGAAGAAAUAGGUGAUUUUUUUUUUUCCAGGUGAGAUUAGGAUAGAUUCGAAUGUUUGUAAAGCUCCGCCCCUCCACGUCCCGACCUAUCGCAGUGGACUUACUUCUCCUCUUUUAUUUCGCUCUUCCAUAUUUAAUACUUUCUGUCACAUUUCUUUUGCUGCCCACGAGAAUACGACUUGUAAUCUAAGUGCUAUUUUUUGUUUCAUUUCCAUACCGUUUUUUCUGUUGUUUUCUUCCCUGACGAAGGCUUUCUGCCGACAUGUUCGUUGUUUUGUUGCGUUCCUUUUUCAGGUUUAAUCCUACUUUUUUUUUACAAAUUUUAUAUUGGGCUAACCUGAUUUCAGGCUCUCCCCUUAUUACCAUAAAAAAUAUUAUUGUUGAUUCAGACAUUAUUUAAAAUAAUAUCUUAAAGCACCAUAAAAUAAAAAUGUAUGUAUACGAAAAAACGUUCUCACCUAUAUUUUAGAUUCCAGUUUACCGAAGGAAGCAAGUACAUGAAUAAGCAUCACCGGCGUAAUUUAAGGGGCAGUAGUUACUGCUUUGUUGAUUUAUUUUUGUAUCCAAAAUAGUUGGGGCUGUUAUAGAAAUAAAUUCUCACAAGGUUACGCUUCCACUAAAACUGAUGAUGACGAUGCAGUUGAUGUAGAUAUGGAGUAAAUAGGGAGAUUAUUUUAUUUAUCUGUACUAAAUACAUUUGAAUAUUAAAGUAAAAGGUAUAUCGGUGCACAUUGUAGGCAUGAAUUAUUGAAAUAAAAUUUUUAAGUGCAUUAACGAAGAAAAUUUUUUUUUUCAAAUUAUUAUGAAUUAUUACGUAAUGAAACUUGGUAUUGCCCGCACAUCUUUGAGUUCGUCCCCUUUGCUUCUACUGUACUGCACUGCAUCUUUUUCCAUUAGCAUCUGCUGGAUGGAUUAUGGUCAGAUUUAAAAUUAUUACCUCUCAUGCUUAUGUGGUGAGGAUCAGAGUCCUGACGAACGAUGCAAGCCUACGUAGUCAAAUUUUACGAUUUUCAUUGCAAUUUUCUCGUGACGCAGCGAAAAAUAAAAGGUACUCCUUGGAUACAACAAUCGCUCAAGGAGAAAAAAAAAAUUUACCUGGAAAAAAAUGCCUGCCGACAAGGUUCCAGUUACACAGUUAAUUUUGGCUAAUCUCCCUUUAUAAUACUCUAAUUACCACUGUUCCUCGGCCACUGCCCCCUCAGGUAACAAACGGUGAACCUCUGAGAGGUUCAUGGAAAUACCUAAAAAAAUCUCAGACGGCUACUUUGUUGGGGAUAUAUUUAUUUGGAUGUAAACACAAACAGACCACCACACAAACACAUCACGACACAAACACACCACCACACAAACACAUCACCACAAAAAUACACCACCACACAAACACAUCACCACACAAACACACCACCACACAAACACAUCACCACAUAAAUACACCACCACACAAACACACCACCACACAAACACAUCACACACAAACACACCACCACACAAACACAUCACCACAUAAAUACACCACCACACAAACACACCACACGCUCAGUUCUACAUCAAGACUAAAAGCUAAUUUUGUCUUUGCAAUUUUUUUAAAUGUUAAUGAACUGAUUUAAUGUGUGGAUUAUUACAGUUAUCUAUCUUUAAUUACAGAUGGCGCCACCACUUCAAACAAUGGGUACGCAACACACGUGACCAGCCAAACUUCAAAUCAAUAUGAACUAAACAUUACGUCUAGUUCAGACAAUAGCGGACGAAAUGAACUUGAUAGUGCGCCAAUUGCAGCAAUCGUUGUAUCAAUCGUUUUUGUUAUUGCUGUCAUUGUUAUCAUUAUCGUUGUUUGUCACUUAGGACGUAACAAGACUGCCCGUGAGAACUUAGCAGGGUGUUGCAAAACUUUAACAAGCUGUUGCAGACCAAAGGUACAACCUGGUAAUAAACACGAAAUGAAAGAGUUAAAUAAAGGGAAGCAUUAGCUCUUCCGACGUAAAUCGAUCAUAAUUUGUUUAAAAUAUCGGAUUGGUGAUCACCCUUUGCGUUGGGAAUAGCGCCACGAGUCUCGACCCUUUGAGUUCUGUUCCCACGUGUCAAGGUUUAUGUAAAACGAUUUCAGAGAAGUUUUCAGUGUGUCUUUAUAAAAGGAAAGGACUGAUAAGGGGC